UUCGAAUUGUAAGCAGGACGGUCGUGUUCUGGUCUCUUUCAACCCCUCCAGUCCCUCGUCAGAACUUGCAUCACCAAAAUGAGUGUCAUUCUAUGUACUGCGGGCUACGACCAUACUAUUCGGUUCUGGGAGGCCUUGUCUGGAAUCUGCUCGCGCACUAUCCAACACCCAGAUUCUCAGGUAAACCGUCUCUGUAUAACUCCAGACAAGAGAUAUCUCGCUGCAGCUGGCCACAACAAUGUCAAACUAUAUGACAUCAAGUCCACAAACCCCAAUCCUGUCAUGACAUUUGACGGCCAUACAAACAAUAUCACAGGCGUUGCAUUCCAUUGUGAAGGCAAAUGGAUGGUUACCAGCUCCGAAGACGGCACCGUCAAGGUGUGGGACACUCGAACUGGUAGCCUCCAACGCAAUUACGCCCAUAAAGCUCCUGUAAACGAUGUAGUCAUACAUCCGAAUCAAGGCGAGCUUAUCAGUGGUGACCGUGCUGGUAUUGUCCGAGUAUGGGAUCUAGGGGAGAGCGUCUGCACCCACCAGUUGAUUCCCGAGGACGAUGUUGCAGUGCACAGUGUUAGUGUUGCGAGCGAUGGAUCUCUACUUUGUGCUGGAAACAAAAAGGGAAAUGUCUACAUAUGGCGCAUGAUACAAGAUGCUGAACUCACCCGGAUCGUUCCCAUUUGUACCUUCCAAGCUCACAAGGACUACCUCACACGGGUUCUUCUCUCACCUGACGUUAAACACCUCGCAACCUGCUCUGCUGACCACACUGCCAAAGUCUGGAACCUCGACCUUGACUACCCCCCUGCAAAAAUGGCAGUUGCAGCGGCCGCCAUGGCCAAAACCAAGGCUCCAUCUACAGAUGGAAAAGAAGCAUCCCCAUCUCCAGUACCCUCAGAAACCCAAAACAAUGUAGUAGUGCCGAUUGUCAGAGAAAAGGCCGAUAGCAUUCCAUUCAGUUUAAUCAAUGGAACCCCGCCUGUCACCAACGAACCGCAACAAACGUUCCCGGUCCAGCCUGAUGGCCCUCCCAUGGAUCCAAGUACCGGUACGCUUUUCCUGGAAACGACACUUGCAAACCACCAACGAUGGGUCUGGGAUUGCGCCUUUUCUGCCGAUUCAGCUUAUCUGGUGACCGUCUCUAGCGACCAUUACGCACGGCUCUGGGAGCUGGCUUCGGGCCAAAUUAUUCGUCAGUACAGUGGUCAUCACCGCGGAGCAGUCUGCGUGGCACUAAAUGAUUACUCGGAGCCUCGCUAAAUGAUCCUUCUUUAUCGGACCACUGCAAUGGGGCUACAUUUUUUUUUACGAAUGUUUGAUUUUCCACAGUAAUGAGGUUAGCGUGGCGCCAGGGAUCGGGAUGAAUGGGAGGUCCUCAUUGCCUUCUGCCUCGGAGUUUAGGUUGUUUUUCUUCUUCAAGC
This is a messenger RNA of Aspergillus ochraceoroseus IBT 24754, 1418 nucleotides long. RefSeq names its product WD40 repeat domain-containing protein. Gene Ontology annotation, molecular function: protein binding. The record is from RefSeq and is a predicted model, not a curated record. Gene Ontology annotation, cellular component: TORC2 complex; TORC1 complex. The coding region runs from base 79 to 1257 and encodes 392 amino acids. NCBI's taxonomy places the organism in Eukaryota, Fungi, Ascomycota, Eurotiomycetes, Eurotiales, Aspergillaceae. Gene Ontology annotation, biological process: regulation of actin cytoskeleton organization; TOR signaling. The transcript has 4 exons.